AUGGUUAUAUUUUUGCCAACAAAAUAUACAUAUGAAACAUAUUACAAUUGUGAUUUCUAUUCAUAUGAUGAAUGGGAACUAGAAAGAAAACCUUCUGUUGGAAUUGGUUUAUUAUACAUUAUUCCUGGAACAAUUUUUAUUCUUUUAUAUAUUCCUAUUAUUAUAGUAAUGUUUGAUAAAGAAUUUACAAAAUAUAGUUGUUAUAAAAUAAUGGUUUAUUUGAGUAUUAUUGAUUUAAUUACUUUAUCACUUAAUAGUUUAUUAACAGGAUCAUUUUCAAUUCUUGGAAGUGUAUUUUGCCAAAACAGAUUAUUAAUGUUUAUAACUGGACAGGUAGCUUUAUUUGGAUGGUUUGCAGGUUGUAUUACUGUGGUUGUUCUUGCAUUAAAUCGUUGUCUUGAUUUAGUAAAUGAAAAUCUUGCUCAUAAAUUAUUUAAUGGUAAAAAAGUUUUCUUAUGGCUUAUUGGAACAACAAUAUAUGCUUUAUGUUGUUCAUUAUUAACAUCAAAAGCAAGUUUUACCCCAAAAUUAUAUGCAUGGUUUUUUGAUCCAUAUUUUGGAGUAAAUGUUGAAGGUAAAAUUGUAAAAGUUAACUAUUCAAAUUGGAUUCAUACAAUUAAUAAUAUUUUUGAAAUGAUUUUUUUGGGUACAUUAUAUACGAUACUUUGUAUAGUUAUAUAUUUAAAAUAUAAUAUUAAAAAAAAUGUUACUAUAAAUAAGUUUCAAAAAUCAUUAUUUAUUCAAUCAGGAUUAGUUUGCCUGGGAAAUUUUAUAGCCUCAACAAUUUAUGUUUAUAUGCAAUUUUAUAUUGUUGAUGUCAUGGUUCUGGUUCAAUAA
Messenger RNA from Strongyloides ratti, 837 nucleotides. Its product is annotated as 7TM GPCR, serpentine receptor class t (Srt) family-containing protein. The record is from RefSeq and is a predicted model, not a curated record. NCBI's taxonomy places the organism in Eukaryota, Metazoa, Nematoda, Chromadorea, Rhabditida, Strongyloididae. Bases 1 to 837 code for a protein of 278 amino acids. The transcript has 4 exons.